This is a messenger RNA of Trematosphaeria pertusa, 1524 nucleotides long. RefSeq names its product MFS sugar transporter-like protein. The record is from RefSeq and is a predicted model, not a curated record. Gene Ontology annotation, biological process: carbohydrate transport; transmembrane transport. Gene Ontology annotation, cellular component: membrane. The transcript has 4 exons. Gene Ontology annotation, molecular function: carbohydrate:proton symporter activity. Bases 1 to 1524 code for a protein of 507 amino acids. Lineage: Eukaryota; Fungi; Ascomycota; Dothideomycetes; Pleosporales; Trematosphaeriaceae.
AUGGAAACCCACGGUACGAACAGAGGGUCGCGCCUCUCGCCCGUUGUCCUGAGGAAUUCGAAGGCGCUGCUAGCUCUGAUCAUCUUCACCGCAAUGCUAUCAUGCACUAACCAAGGCUACGACUGCUCAAUGAUGAACGGACUCAAUAUCCUUUCCACGUACACGGACUACUUCCAUCUGAACACUGUGACCACAGCUCUCAACACAUCCAUCGUUUGGAUUGGCCAGUUCUUCGCCGGGCCACCAGGUGGCUGGGUCGCUGACCGCUAUGGACGGAAAGCAGCUAUGGCGUUUGCGGCAGUGACCAAUAUCAUCGCCGCUGUGUUGCAAACCGCGUCGCAAAACAUGGCUAUGUUCAUCAUCGCGAGGUUCCUGAUUGGCAUUGGCAGUGGAGUCGCAUUUGCGCAAGUCCCAGGGUGGGUCAGUGAGGUUGCAUGGUGGAAAAGGAGGGGUCUAACAAACGGAUUGUUCAACUGCUCAUACAUGAUUGGAGGGCUCGCGGCCGCAGGCAUAACCUGGCGCACCGCAAAGCUCGACUCUACCUGGACCUGGCGCGGACCCUCCAUCGUCCAAGCCGCGCUCGCCUUCAUGUGUCUUUGCCUUCUACCCUUCCUCCUCGAAUCGCCGCGUUGGCUCAUUAACCGUGGCCAAAAUAACCAAGCGCUCGAGAUUCUCGCCGCGACGCACACGAACGGCGAGAUCGACAGCCCGACCGUAUGGAUCCAGUACCGCGAGAUCGUAGACACAAUCGCGUUCGAGAAGUCCUUCGCCGAGCGUGCGGGCAAGACGCCCUUUUGGGAACUACUAAAGACGAAGGGUGCAAGAAAACGACUCAUGAUCAUCGUGACGCUCAACUGCGUGAGCAUGCUCAGCGGCAACAACAUCGUCACCUACUACACUGGCUCCAUGCUGACAAAUGCUGGGAUAACGGACACAGACACGCAGCUCCAAAUCAACGUCUACCUCAACUUGUUCUCGUUUAUCGUCGCUGUGUCUGGCACACUGCUGAUCGACAAGAUGGGCCGGAAGCCGCUGGGACUGACAAGCAUGAUACUGAUGACGGUGUUCAUGUUCUUGCUCGGUGCGCUGACGAAGGUGUACGGCGAUACGACGUAUAAACCCGGUAUUUACGCCACGGUCGGAAGUCUGUUCUUGUUUAGCGGUGCGUAUGCCUUUGGAAUGACACCGCUGAACACGGCAUACAGUCCUGAAGUUUUGAAUUACUCGCUCCGAGCGCAGGGGCUGGGGUUUUUCACGACGUUCCAGUCUGGCUUAGGGUUGAUGGUUACAAUGGCCUUCCCUAUCGCACUCGAACGUAUCGGAUGGAAAACCUACAUGAUCAACGGCGGCUGGGACGUUCUGCAGAUUGGUAUGAUUGCUUACUGGUGGGUGGAGACGAAGGGGCGGACCAUGGAAGAGAUUGAUGAAGUCAUUGAUGGUGCGAAGCAUAGUAAUGUGCCGGAUAUGGAAGCAGUAGAGAAAGGGAAGGUGGAUGUGGAGGUAAAUGCGCUGCAAGAAUUGUAA